GCCCGUUGCGAAAGAGAGUCCGCUUUAGAUGUUCUGGCGGCUCUUUUAGCAUGGAAGGAUCGCCCAGACUUCCCGGGACCCUCGGGAGCCCCGGUGGAUGGAGCUUGGGUGAUGCUUGGACAAAUUCCGGUUCUGCCUUCAUCGCGCCCGCAUGGCUGUUUGGGGCUGAAGUUGGCAGGAGAAGGUUCUUUGGCUCCGUUCCACCGCUGGCUCCUCGGCUCCGAGGAGCCCACGACCCAGUUCCGGUCCAAGUCAGUGCCCUGCUCGCCGCUGCAGAAGUCCUUGCAGGCCUCGGCCUCCUUGCAGAACAGGAUCAAAGGCGGCGAGGUUCUCCGGUGUGAAAGGGCCGUGCAAUAUCUAGAAGCUGCUCGUGCCACCGCAAACUUUCUCGAAAAGAGCAGCAUUCUAAAUGACUUGGCCAAGCUGGAUAUCGCUCGUGACGUGGAGGGUUUGGACGAUGCCAAGCGGAACCUUGAGGUGGUCCAGAUGAGGCUUAAGGUCCGAGAAGCCUUCAUUUUCGAGAGCUUCGCCACCCGCAAACUGAAAGAAUGCCUCAAGCUGAAGCCCAUUGACGAGCGUCGAUGGCUGGACAUCGAGGAUGCCAUCGAUGCUGCCGAGAGUGUGCUGCCCAGGUUGCAAGAUGCGCAGCUGAGCCGGGCCAAGAAACUCGAAGCGCUGCACAGGCGAGCUUUGAAUCAAUGGCAGCUAGGGAUCAUGGACCGCCUGGAGCAGGUAGUUGAGGAUCAAGACCUGGAGCGUUUGGAGGAUCUUCGAGUUUGGCUCACCACCAGUGGUGCCGACCAACGUGAUGAUGCGCAAGAACUGGUGCAAACCAUCAAUCAGCUCUGCAAAGCUUUUGAAGCCCUGAAGUAUGCCUUGGAAGAGGCGACGGGACCGGCCUUUCGGCGGGCGCUGUGGGCCUCGGAGGAGGCGAAGUUGGACGUGGAGCGCUGCGAGAUGCUGCAGAGAGUUGACCGUGGCUAUGGGCCAAUCCGCCGCCUCAAUGUGGCUCGCUGGGCCAUGUUGGCUGCACGCCGUCAAGGGAGCAAAGAUUUGCUGGAGACUGCUUUGCCUUUGGCUCUGCAAAGCGGCCUCAACGUGGACAGCUUGUACGACGCCUUGAGCAAAUACGACGACGACUUCUAUGAUCGCCUGAAGGAACUCGCUCAGCUAACUCGAGCCACUAGGCGCGAGAACGUGAAGCAAUUGGAGGCGGCCAUUGAAAGGACCAAACCGGGCGAUCAAAGAUUGGGACGGCGAACCUCGCUUGAGAAACUCUUCCUGGAGGUGAGGACUCAAGCAUUGGAGACGCUGUUCGAUGCCAAGCAGAAGGCCAAAGUGCGGGACGACAUUAAAAUCUCCUUGACCAAAAGGAGCACACAGGUUCUCCAAGAGAUGCCCUUGAAGAUGAAAGAAGCAGCAAAGCUCAGGAUGUCCAAGGAUUUGCGUCAAGCAUCCAGUACGUACAAGCGUGCCGUCUUUGAGAAAGACAUUCGCACUGCGAUCAGCCUUUCGGAUUCCCAUGCCUUGCGGUCGGCGCUCGCGAGGGCUGAGAAAGAGAGCUCCAUCGAAGGUAUGGAGGAUAUGUUGGCCUCAGCGCGUGCAGCACUGCACGAGAUGUCACACCUGGAGGCAGCACGUGAUAUCGUAGGCCGAGCGUCGACCCUGGAACUGUUGGAGUCCAAUUUGCAGAAACUCAUCCAGGAGAACUUCCCUGACGGUCUCAAACCUCAAAGUGCUUUGGGACGAGUCGAGGCUGAGUUGCAAAAUAUGAAGGAGAAGAUGAAGGAACUCCAAGUGCUUUUGGAGACGCCCUUGGCCUUCGAAAACAACAACACCCUUCUUCAGGAGGCCGGGAUGCGACAGAUGCGUUUGGUGAUGGAUAUUCUUAAAUUGCACCCGUACUUUGUCAUUUCCAUCGAGUACGGGCAAGCACACAUUGCAAGCGAACGAGCCAAAACGGUCUAUGAGCUUUUCAGAAAAGGCUGCCGAAAUCCCUUGGCAAAGAAGCAGUUGAAGGAAAAGUCCAAAGUCGUGAAACUCAAUUGCCAACUUGACCAUUGCACACCGGAGCUCAAACAGGUCUUGAACAAGAUGCUCAUCAAGUGUGCGCUCUGACCGCCUCUGAGAGGUGGAACGGCGGCACGGUGGGGCGCUUUGGAACGGCCACGGUGGGGCAGUGAAGCAACGACCAGGAGUUGCACUUGGAGCCAGCUCGCGAAGAGCACAUGGGUC
Molecule: messenger RNA, 2235 nt
Organism: Durusdinium trenchii
Lineage: Eukaryota; Dinophyceae; Suessiales; Symbiodiniaceae
Source: the annotation of a GenBank genome assembly